AUGGCCUCCAUAACAAUCCAUCUUUCAUGCACCGACUACACAGUCGGCUGGGUCUGUGCACUUCCAAUCGAGAUGGCCGCAGCCAAAGCCAUGCUAGGCGAAGUCGACUAUAACAUAUACACCCUAGGAAGAAUAGCAACCCACGAUAUCAUCAUUGUCUGUCUCGCAUCCGGAGUAUACGGCGGGAUCUCCGCAGAAAUCGUAACAAGCCAGAUCCAAGCCGUAGACCUCCGCCUAGGACAAGUCGUCAUCAGUAAACCAACUAGGAGCUUCGGCGGAGCCAUCCAGUAUGACUACGGCAAAGAAACCAAGGAAUGGCACCUAGAGCGGACAGGCACACUGAGCAAACCGCCGCAGUCACUCCUGGUCGGGCCAAAUAAGUUAGAAGCAGACCAUUUACUCAACGAGAGCAGUGUCUCCGAAUGUCUUGCCCCAGUAACGGCGGUCACCCUCUUUAUCUAUCCGGGUGCGCAGGAAGACCUGCUCUUCCAGGCUGGGUAUGACCACCCCAGCGCGGGCUUGGCUUGCAGGUACUGUGAAAAGGGGAAUAACCAGGUGGUUAAGAAUGGGCUCAUCCGGGACCGGCCCGCGCGAGAACUGGGGGUUUUGUGUUUUGAGAUGGAGGCUGCUGGAUCGAUGGAUCAGAUUCCUUGUUUGGCUACCCGGAGGGGGUAUGCGACUGCUAUGGCCGCGACCUGUGCGAAGGAGAUACUUUCGGUCGUGCCGCACGUUCAAAUUGACGGGACAGAGGGCGAUAAGGCCAUUCAACUCAACGAGGGCAGUAAUCAAAGCCUCUCUCCCUCUGAGACCCUACUAUCUCCAGAAUUAGUACACCGCGACCUCCUAGAUAGUAGCCUUACUAGGGCUGCGCAAUGGGAUUCAUACCAAUGUACCAGAAUACUCUCCAGCAUGACCUCACAUCCAAUAAUCAAAUACUCACCUAUAGAACUUGAAACAAACCACUACAAAGCCUUAUCUUGA
Messenger RNA from Aspergillus alliaceus, 981 nucleotides. RefSeq lists its product as uncharacterized. The coding region runs from base 1 to 981 and encodes 326 amino acids. Gene Ontology annotation, molecular function: catalytic activity. Gene Ontology annotation, biological process: nucleoside metabolic process. Lineage: Eukaryota; Fungi; Ascomycota; Eurotiomycetes; Eurotiales; Aspergillaceae. The transcript has 7 exons. The record is from RefSeq and is a predicted model, not a curated record.